This is a messenger RNA of Porites lobata, 2244 nucleotides long. The record is from the annotation of a GenBank genome assembly. NCBI's taxonomy places the organism in Eukaryota, Metazoa, Cnidaria, Anthozoa, Scleractinia, Poritidae.
AUGCGGCGUUUAGAGCUGGCGAAGUAUGGUCAAACUUCCUUAAACCGGUGAGAAUACGGGCGGCAAAGCUGAGUUCUGAGGUUGCUGAAGCUUUUGCAUGUUCUACGGUAGACUGCAAAACAGUCCGUAUUUUUCCGUAUUCACAUUUUUGCGUAUUCAAGUACGCGCGAGCAGUCAAACGAAAGGUCUGGAACACACCUUACGGGCGUGUGAGGCUCGCGAGUUUCGCGCUUAAGAGACUCUUACGCCACGCUCAACCGAUUUCUUUACUGAUUUGAGAAAAAAAACGACCUUUUUGCAGUCUAGUUCUGCGGUUUAGUGGUGCCAGACCAUACUGCCGAACAAUAAAAAAGUUUACUAAAAACGAGUGAAAUUAAAAUACUUGAAAGUAUGGAUUUAUCAAGACAUGCCAUACUCUUUUAAUUUUACACAAGGUAGAAAAAAGCGAGGACACUAAUAAGGUGUCAAUAUGAGUAUCGAAAGUGAAAACAGAAUCAAGAUAGAUAGCCAAAUCCAUUACAGACCCUGUCAGGAGUCAAGGUCUUGCCCAGAAUCGAUACCGUCGGAUUAACAAGUUUUCCCACUGCUGCUUAAUUUGUACUGGUGUGGAUGGACGAAAACGGAAGUUUUUGAAUACCAUUACGUCACGGUGUUGGAUAACAGUAAAUGCGCAUUUUCUCAUCAAAGAUUCUACUGAAUUCAGGUAUGUUUACCGUUGAGUUUCCGUGUGGACUGCAGGCAAAAAUCUUCAAAAUCGCAAAGUAUACUUGAGGACGUGGACUUUUUUGAAAAUGGAGAGAAUACUUAACGUUUUCAAACAAAAACGGAUACCUAAGGAAGGGGCCUUAAUGCGUGCGCUCGUUUUCAUGGAAUUUUACCAUACAUUAUUUCUUCUUCUUCUUUUUUUUUUACAGAAAUCGUAAUCUAUAUCUAGUUAUCUAGGAGAUUUGCAGCGUUCGCGAUAUAACAGGAAAUCUUAAAAACGUUAAAAAUAGAAGAAGGAAUAGCACAUUGAACUGUUUUGAUUUAGUUAUUUAUUUAUUUGUUAGUAUUCGUUUACCUACAGCUUGUGACAUCGACCUUGGACUCGUAAUGGAUAACACUAAAGGCAACUUUGUUCUCAUAAAGGACUUUGCCAAGCAUCUUGUUGGAAAAUUUCGAAUCUCAGACGACGGUACCCACCUGGGAGCUAUAACAUUUGGAAAAACGGUGAAUAUUCGACUUUUUUUCAGCGACUUUCAAGGCAGCAAAAACAACUUGCAGAAUGUUAAGAAACAAAUUGAUAGCUGGCAUGGAGAUUCCUUUGUUAAUAAUAGGCACACUAGGAUCAGCGAAGCUUUACGUACUGCGAAAGAUUUCCUGUUUAAGACGGCUGGUGGCAUGAGAUCCCCACCAAUUCAACAAGUAAUCACUGGGAUUUUACCGGCCCCAUGUAAGGUAAUCCAAGAUAGUAUUGGACUCUGGAUUCCAGGUACCGGAUUCAGGAUUACUUGUCAGUGGAACUUGGAUUCUGGACUCCAAUUGUUAGCGGGAUUCCGGAUUCCUUGAGCUAGAUCACGGAUUCCAAAGCCCAAAACCGAGGAGUUUGGAUUCCACUAGCAAAAUUUUUUAAAUUCGGAUUCCGCAAUCCGGAUUCCCUUACAUGAGGUGAUAAACCAAAAAAACACAAAUGCUUAUUGCUAUGGGCAACUUUUCUUUACUAAAACGUUUCUGGAUACUUCAAAGCGGUGUACGAGGAGACUUUGGAAGCCAGGUGUGCAUUGCUCCUUUCUCCCUCUCCUCCCUCUGCUUCUCCGUAUUUUUUCCCGCUCUCUUACUUCGCGCCGCACUCUACUAUCCGAAAGUGCGCCUGGAACAGGCUAGGCUUCUGACUGGAUAAAAGUUAAAAACAUAGUUGGUGCGUCUUAUUUUCUAGAACCUAUUUCUGAACAUAAGCUCCCAAUAUGGCUAUUUUAGCUAGUAUGGCAUGUUAAAAUCUGAGACUUCUUUCUGGUUUCAUGAUAGGUACUUGUGCUUUUCACAAACGGAAAACAAGACAGGGGACAGCUAUCUUCGACUCUCAGCGAGGCUCAGAAACUUGGACAUAAAGGAAUAAAGCUCAUUGCUGUGGGCAUUCAAAAACCAGAUCUUGUUAAUCUGGUAAAAAUUGCCAGUAAUGAGUUGAACGUGUAUUUCCUGAAGACUCCAGACAGGAUCGUUAGCAUCGCCAAAAAAAUAGUUCAGGGUUUAUGCGGUAAAGCCUAG